AAAGAAAGCCAGUGUUUCCCGAAGAGAGAGCUCUUGCGCCGCGCCCUCUCCUCAUCGAGCAUUUCAGCAAACACCUCUUGUUCGUCCUUCUCUUUCAAGCUCUCGACGAAGGAAUCCAUGGAUUUUCAAGCUCUUGAGUUCCUGUGUUUGCUCUGAUUGCAGGGUUUUGUAGCUGCGCCUGUCGUUCUUCUUCGGAUGGCACCGGCAGUGGAGCGCAGGGAGCAUUCACGGCGGCAUUCUCCUGAGCGGUCGAUUUCUCCAGUGAGGGAACGGAGGAGGGAGAAGGAACGGGGGAUGGAGAGGUCUCCAAGAAAGAAGUCUAGUUCAUCCCGCUCUGUGAGAUCACCCGCUAGAGAUCGAAGUCGGUCGCCAGAUCAUGCGCGGUCCAAGGGCUUCUCCCGGUCGCCCUCGCCCCGUUCCAAACGAUUGAAGAGGGUGCGGGGGGAGCGGGAGGCGCGGGAAACGGAAAGGCCGGAGCUUGAUCGGGAUAGGAGUAGGGAGCGUGGGGAGGAGAGGAGGUCGGGCAGAGAGAAGGAUGAUGGUGGUUCGUCCAGAAGGCAAUCAAGGCAUGAACGCUCUGCCUCACCGCAAGACCGUGGACAUAGAAGCAGACGAAGCUCCCGAUCCCCAAGUAGAGCAUCCAAGUCCGGCGGGGCAUCUGGAGAGGUAGCAAAACCUAGAGCCACUGAAAACCUCAGAUCUGAUGAUGAUGAUUCAAUUGCCAAGAUGAAGGCUGCUGAGGAUGCCCUCAAAGUAAAGGAUAAGGCACAGCAAAAGCCGUCUUUUGAACUAUCUGGGAAGCUUGCUGAGGAGACAAAUCGAGUUCGAGGUGUGACAUUACUAUUUAAUGAGCCGCCAGAUGCACGCAAACCUGACAUCAGAUGGCGACUAUAUGUUUUUAAGGCUGGUGAAGUGCUUAAUGAACCCCUCUAUAUCCAUCGUCAGAGCUGCUAUCUCUUUGGAAGAGAAAGGAGGGUUGCCGACAUUCCUACAGAUCAUCCCUCCUGCAGUAAGCAACAUGCUGUUCUCCAGUACAGGCUUGUAGAAAUAGAGCAACCUGAUGGCUUAAUGUCAAAGCAGAUAAGGCCUUACAUAAUGGACCUUGGAAGCACCAAUGGAACUUUUAUUAACGAUAACAAGGUUGAACCUCAACGUUACUAUGAACUUUUUGAGAAGGAUACUAUCAAAUUUGGUAAUAGCAGCCGAGAGUAUGUAAUGCUGCACGAGAACUCCGUUACCUGAACAAGUCACCUGCAUGGGCAAUCGUCCGCCUGGGGUUUUCUUGUAGCACUUCACUCUUUUGACAGGAUAUGCAGGGCAAUAGUCUAGUCUAGUCUAUAUAGCAAGGUAGAAGAACAACUCUCUUGAUUCAUAGCUGCUGUUAUUCUGGAUGCAUGCUUGCACCACCUUGGCUACGUUUAUUUUCUUCAGAGAUAAUGUACGUUGUAAUGCUCCAGAAGUGCCAAACUUGAGAUUCUACACCAGAUUUUUCAUGAAACUCUAAUGAGGUUGAUUGUGGUUUUGGUUAUAUUGAGAUCAAUUUAACUGUCUUGAGUAUGUUUGUUGCA
Messenger RNA from Dioscorea cayenensis subsp. rotundata (Guinea yam), 1568 nucleotides. Its product is annotated as FHA domain-containing protein DDL-like. Bases 196 to 1242 code for a protein of 348 amino acids. The transcript is spliced from 10 exons. Lineage: Eukaryota; Viridiplantae; Streptophyta; Magnoliopsida; Dioscoreales; Dioscoreaceae. Gene Ontology annotation, molecular function: protein binding; mRNA binding. The record is from RefSeq and is a predicted model, not a curated record. Gene Ontology annotation, cellular component: nucleus.